CAUCUAGCACGACCAAACCUCAGCCCAAGUCAAUCAUCACCACCGGUGCGGCGCCCGCCGAGGGGCCGCAAGGUGCAACACCUGUGUCUUGUGUGUCAUGUUCUGUGUGGCUAGCCACCUUUUCACAGUGUAUAUGUCAUCUCUGGGUAGUGACUCCAUCUUUGUCUUUCACAUGCGCUGCGCGAUCUCCAUCGUCGUUCGUCACUGCGGAGCUUUCCCUGAACCCCAGUUGCCGCGCGGCGACUCCACCUAUAAGACACGCCAGAUCUCAAACUGAUCUUGGCGAUCUACGCCCUUCGCUCCCUGCCAGUCGCUCGCUCCCACCUUUUUCACCAGCAUGACCCGUCGAAACGUCAUUCCUGUCCUCGCGCUAAUCCUCACGCUAUUCGUAAUCGCAUUCUUGUACUCAGGCAUUGACACCAGUCAAGCAUGGCGGGGCAUACCACAACAUGUUGGUUUGGGAGAGCACUUUGGGACUGAUGAGCAGCCACCCUCCAGUACCGGCGGCGCCGAGCCGUCCAAAGACACGAUCCAAGACCCAGACUAUGCAAACUGGAACCCGAGACCCGUGUUCAAGCCAGGCUCGCCAAUGCCGCCAGAGCACAACUUUACCUCGACACUGAUAAUUGCGAAGACGAAGCAUGAGAAUGUCAAUUGGAUACUGGAGAAGAUGCCAGAGCAGCAGACAGCCGUCUAUGUCGCCGAUGAUCCUUCCGCGCCGCUGCAUCCGCCCAAGAACAAGGGACACGAAGUCAUGGUGUAUCUUUCGUGGAUCAUCGACAAUUACGACAAUCUCCCCGACGUCGCUAUCUUUAUGCACGCCCAUCAAUUGUCCUGGCACAACGACGAAAUUCUGGGCAACGAUGCGCAUCUCCUCAUAACCCGACUGAAUCGACACCGCGUUUGGAGGGAAGGCUUCGUGAACAUGAGAUGCAGUUGGCAUCCUGGCUGUCCCGAUUGGAUGCACCCUGGAAACACCGAACAGGAUGCUCAGAAGCAGGAAGAGGUGCUCCUAGCGAAAUCGUGGAGCGAGCUUUUCCCUCUCGACGAAGUACCUACCGUCCUUGCGCAACCCUGCUGUGCGCAGUUUGCCCUCUCGCGGGAACGUAUACAAGCGAAGCCGUACGCGCAAUACGUCUGGUAUAGAGAUUGGCUAUUCAACACGCGACUCCCCGAUCGCCUGAGCGGACGAAUCUGGGAGUACGUGUGGCAGUUUGUCUUCACAGGUCAGAACAUAUUUUGCCCCAAAGAACACAUAUGUUUCUGCGACCAGUAUGGAUCUUGUUUUGGCGGCGAAGAAGCAUACGAAAAUUUCAUGGCGCUCAAGAACGAACUCAGCGAUCGGGAGAGGGAUCUCAGGCAGUGGGAGGAGAAACGGAAGGAGAUAGAAGAGGCACAGAAGAACGGCGACCAGGCAAAGUUGCAGGAGUUGACAAUCCCCGAGCCAGGGAAAGAUGACGAGUUCAGAAGAGAGAUUGAUCGGUUGAGGCCAAUUGUGGACAGCCUAAAACACGAUGCAGAAAUUCGGGGACGAGACCCACACAAUCGAGCGUUGGAAGCUGGCAGGGAGUGGCAUGAAGGCGACGGUUUUUAGCUUUUUCUUUCUUUGUAUAGAUACCCUGGGUAUUUUGCAGGCGUAUCUGGGUGUGAUGGCAUCUGGCGUUAAGUGUCUAUGGCCUUUGGGGCUUUUGCUGGCAUGCUAUCUGGGUCUGACACACCGCUUCGUACUUGAAGACGGAGGAAACGAAUGAUACAAAAUAUCGCUUUACUUGC
Molecule: messenger RNA, 1773 nt
Organism: Alternaria alternata
Lineage: Eukaryota; Fungi; Ascomycota; Dothideomycetes; Pleosporales; Pleosporaceae
Exons: 2
Coding region: 338-1594 (418 amino acids)
Source: RefSeq, a predicted model, not a curated record